UCCAUGCAAGCGUGCAGAUGCGUCGUCUACUGUUCCAGCUAUUCAGCGCGGAUGGGAGGAAAUAAUAGCACGUUUGUGCACUACAGCAAGGCGGUGCCGAUAAGCCUUUUGUUUUGAUGGCUGGUUAUUGAGAGGGUGUGGGGGGAUGUGCAUCGAUAGGGAUUCUGGCUUUAUCGUCGGGAUGCUUUAAAAAGCCUCUUUUGUGCUGCGCGAGGACAGAUGCACGAGCAGGCUGAUUAUUUAUAGAGAUGGACACGGAUUCCACACUAAAUGUCAAGAGAUAGUCCAAGAUGGCUGCAGCAUCUUAUGAUCAGCUGCUGAAGCAAGUGGAGGCGUUGAAGAUGGAGAACUCCAACCUGAGACAAGAGCUCGAGGACAACUCCAACCACCUCACCAAACUGGAGACCGAGGCGUCUAAUAUGAAGGAGGUUUUGAAGCAGCUACAAGGAAGUAUUGAAGAGGACUCCAUAGAUUCACAAGGGCAGAUUGAUUUUUUGGAAAGGAUUAAAGAAAUGAGUCUGGACCCCAGCAGUUUCUCUUUUGUCUGGGUUUGGGUUUGA
Molecule: messenger RNA, 560 nt
Organism: Cyprinus carpio (common carp)
Lineage: Eukaryota; Metazoa; Chordata; Actinopteri; Cypriniformes; Cyprinidae
Product: adenomatous polyposis coli protein-like
Exons: 4
Coding region: 291-560 (89 amino acids)
Biological process (GO): cell fate specification; pattern specification process; negative regulation of canonical Wnt signaling pathway
Cellular component (GO): cytoplasmic microtubule; beta-catenin destruction complex; catenin complex
Molecular function (GO): microtubule binding; beta-catenin binding; gamma-catenin binding
Source: RefSeq, a predicted model, not a curated record